AUGACAGGGGCAUAUCUUGAUUUUAGAGGACUAAUUCUUUCAUUUGACGUGGGGAAUGAGAAGUUCUCAAUUUUACCUAUUCCAGAAUCCGUUGGGUCUUUCCCAGAAUACUAUGUCGAUCUAUUGGUGUUUAAUGGAUCACUUGGUGCUAUUGUUUACCCAUCGGAAAGAAUUGACACGUCUUUUGAUUUAUGGGUUACAAGUGAAGGAGUGUGGACUAAACAAUUCAAUAUUAAAUCCAUUUCUGGAGUUGUAAACCCAUUGGGAUUUGGAAAAAAUGGUGACUUGUUUCUUAGAGACACAAAUGAUGAAGUGCUCCUAUUUGACGCCUCCACCCAAGAGCUUAAGGAGCUUGAGAUUAAUACUUAUCUAGAUCAUUUUCGGUUUGCCAUCUCCCUUCAUGCUUAUUUAGAGAGCCUGGUUCGUAUCAAUGGAAUACAAGAAGUUGAGAAACAUAUAAUACGUCAACCAACGAGAGAUGCAUUAAAUGAAUACUGA
Messenger RNA from Gossypium arboreum, 498 nucleotides. RefSeq lists its product as uncharacterized. The record is from RefSeq and is a predicted model, not a curated record. Lineage: Eukaryota; Viridiplantae; Streptophyta; Magnoliopsida; Malvales; Malvaceae. Bases 1 to 498 code for a protein of 165 amino acids. The transcript has a single exon.